Molecule: messenger RNA, 597 nt
Organism: Miscanthus lutarioriparius
Lineage: Eukaryota; Viridiplantae; Streptophyta; Magnoliopsida; Poales; Poaceae
Source: the annotation of a GenBank genome assembly
AUGGCGCGCCGCCGCCGCCCACCGCCCUCGCCCCCGCCGCCGCCACCGUCUCCCGCGCCGCCACCGCCUCCGCCGGCGGACCUAUCCGAGGAGCUCGUCGAGGAGAUCCUCCUCCGCUUCCCGCCCGGCGAACCGGCGAGCCUCCUCAGCGCCGCGCUCGUCUGCAAGCGCUGGCGCCGCCUCGUCUCCGGCCCCGGCUUCCGCCGCUGCUUCGGCGAGUUCCACCGCACCCCGCCGAUGCUGGGGAUGUUCUGCAACAGAGGCUUCAUCAGCGUGUCGCACUUCGUGCCCUCGACCGCGUUCCGCCCGCAUCAUGCCGAGCGUGGCCACAGGCGCGCUCUGGAUGCCCGACACUGCCGUGUCCUCCUCCACGGGAAAGGCAUGGACCUCAUCGUCUGGGACCCCAUCACGGACGAGGAGUGGAAGAUGCCCUUUCCCCCGCAGUGCACGGGGUCGUUGUGCUGGGCCGCGGCGAUUCUCUGCUCUGCCGCUGGUGCCGGCGGCUGUGAUCACGUUGAUUGCCACCGUCGACACUUCGUCGUGGUUUUCGUGAACUCUGUUUUGAUUGACCCUGGUACAGUGGUGGCAUUUAUCUAA